This is a messenger RNA of Diabrotica virgifera virgifera (western corn rootworm), 1158 nucleotides long. Its product is annotated as gastrula zinc finger protein xLCGF3.1-like. Gene Ontology annotation, molecular function: RNA polymerase II cis-regulatory region sequence-specific DNA binding; DNA-binding transcription factor activity. The coding region runs from base 1 to 1158 and encodes 385 amino acids. Lineage: Eukaryota; Metazoa; Arthropoda; Insecta; Coleoptera; Chrysomelidae. The record is from RefSeq and is a predicted model, not a curated record. The transcript has 2 exons. Gene Ontology annotation, biological process: regulation of transcription by RNA polymerase II.
AUGGGUGCCGCAUUCGCUAACAAAAACGGAACAAAAACACGUGUCAUAUGUGAAGAUACACCAACUGAUGAAUGCAACGAAGUAAACGAUCAUGUUAUAAGUAAGCAAUUGACCCAAUGUACAACUGCCGUAAAGGAAGUGAAGGCUAUAGAGAAACCUUUUGUAUGUGAAAUAUGCACCAAACAAUUUUCACAGAGAUCUUACUUAAAAGUUCACAUGAUAACGCACACUGGGGAAAAACCUUUUGCGUGUGAAAUAUGUGCUAAGCAGUUUUCACGAAGUAUACAUUUAAAAUACCAUAUGUCAAAACAUUCUCAAGAAAAACCAUUUAAAUGUGAAAUAUGCUCUAAACAGUUUACUCAGAGUCCUUCUUUAAAAGUACAUAUGAAAAAGCACACCGGGGAAAGUCAAGUUGAAUGUGAAAUUUGCUCCAAACAAUUUUCAUACAGAUUUAACUUAAAAGUUCACAUGAUGACGCACACUGGGGAGAAACCUUUUGAAUGUGAAAUAUGUGCUAAACGGUUUUCACAAAAUUCUCAUUUAAAAGACCAUACGUCAACACAUUCUCAAGAAAAACCAUUUAAAUGUGAAAUAUGCUCUAAACAGUUUUCAACCAGAUAUUAUUUAAAACUACAUAUGAAAAUGCACACUGGAGAAAUUCAAUUUGAAUGUGAAAUGUGCACCAAAGAGUUUUCACAAAGAUCUCACUUAAAAGAUCACAUAAUGACGCACACUGGGGAGAAACCUUUUGCAUGUGAGGUAUGUUCCAAACAGUUUUCAAGAAAUACAAAUUUAAAACACCAUAUGUUAACACAUUCUCAAGAAAAAACAUUUAAAUGUGAAAUAUGUUCUAAGCAGUUUUCAUAUAGUUCUUCGUUAAAAGUACAUAUGAAAAUUCACACUGGAGAAAAUCGUUUUGAUUGUGAAAUUUGCAAUAAACAGUUUUCACGCUGUUCUACUUUAAAAGCACAUAUGAAUAUACACACUGUAAAAAAUCAAUUGAAAUGUGAAAUAUGCUCUAAACAGUUUUCAUAUAGUUCUUCGUUAAAAGUACAUAUGAAAAUUCACACUGGAGAAAAUCGUUUUGAUUGUGAAAUUUGCAAUAAACAGUUUUCAUGCUAUUCUACUUUAAAAGCACAUAUGAAUCUUCACACUUAA